CACCCAGCUCGCCCUUGGCACCUGUGCCUGAUGCUGACCAGCUCGUCCACCCUCCAGGUCCUGCGCCCGACUCGCCCCCAGCCCUUGUGCCUGAUGCCAGCCAGCUUGCCCACUCUUCAGUACCUUUGCCCAGCUCGCCCCUGGCCCCUGCACUUGACGCCGACCAGCUCGCCCCCCCUCUGGCUCCUGCACCCAGCUCACCUCUGACUCCUGCACCUGAUGCCGACCAGCUCGCCCAUCCUCUGGCUCCUGCACCCAGCUCACCUCUGACUCCUGCACCUGAUGCCGACCAGCUCGCCCCCCCUCUGGCUCCUGCACCCAGCUCACCUCUGGCUCCUUCACCCAGCUCACCUCUGGCUCCUGCACCUGACGCCGACCAGCUCGCCCAUCCUCUGACUCCUGCACCCAGCUCGCCUCUGACUCCUGCACCAGAUGCUGAUCAGCUCGCCCCCCCUCUGGCUCCUGGCUCACCCCUGGUUCCUGUGCCUGAUGCCACCAAGCCUCCAGCUUCUGCACCUGGCUCGCCCCUGGCACUUCUGGCUGAUGCCUACCAGCUUCUCCAGUCUCAGUCCCUUGUGCCUGACUCCAACCACCCUUCAGCCCCUGCACCUGAUAUUGACCAGCCUCUGCCUCCUGUAUCUAACUCCACUCCACCUCUAAACUGUGUAUCAGAUUCUAGUCAAUUACUGGCCACUGCCCCCAAUUCCAGCUGCCCUGCCCAGGCUCCAGCCUCUGUGCCUGAUGCUGACAGCCUUGCUCACGCUCUGGUCCCUGCCCCUGCUGUGGAAGAUGGAGAAGAGAACCCCCUCCUAAUGCAGAUGACCCACGAGGGAGUGUCUGGUGCCCAGUGGGAUCCUGUCAUCUCACCUACACUGGAUGAGGUGGACACUAGUGACUCAGGGGCCACUUCAUUGGCCGAGAGCUCAGAUUUUCCCACUUUGGAGAAUGAGGCACCCAUGGGCCACUCUGACAGAAGCCCUAAAGCAAUGGGUCAGCACCUGGCUACACACUGUGGAAAGUCCACACCUGACUACACCUCCAGGCCCUCCCUGGGAGGGUGGGGAACAUCCACAGACUCUCAGAAUAGAAAUUCAGCACAGCCACCCCCACUACUAGCUUUCUCCAACCCAAUCCACUUCCUGCAGUUCAGCCCUCCAUCGCCACCAGCCAUCAGAACACUAUACCAACAGGAUGCAGUCUUCGAUGAGCCCCAGUGGGACCAGGCACAGGCAGGCCCCACCAGCGUGGAUACGAGGAACACAACAGCCCCUGCAGUGAUUAUCGAGAAAGCAGAGGGCGCUAGGACAUGCAAGCAAAAGAUGGAAGGGCAGGGAGAACCGCUUCACCUUGCGGCCCAGGUGAAAGAGGUGGCCGUCAAACAUGCACUCUUGGAGAAGUCAUCAAGUUGGCCAGAUAAAAAAGUCAUCAGGGUGGACAUGAAGGAGCUGGGACUCAAUUCAGGGAGUCAGGAGAACGUGAUCAAACACCGAGCAAAAAGCAAAGACUGGCACCGGCAGGGCCUGAGGAAGAUGUCAGUACUGUCAGACAGCUUACAAGAGGAGGGAGCACACAAGGACCAGCCAACCAGCUUAGACACAGUUAUACGUCGGGAGAAGAAAUCUGCAGACACACUGGAUAAUUUCAAGCGCCGACACUCCAAACUGAUCAACUCCUCAAGGUUACUCUAUCAGGAAUACAGCGAUGUGGCUCUGAACAAAGCAAUCCAGAGCCAGAAGAGAGCAGAUUCUUUGGCAGAGGACUUCGAACUGAGCUCUCCAAGCUCCCCAAGGUUACGGAGGAAAGUGCUGUCUUCGCAGGACUCGUAUCUUCAACGUCUGUCAGUCUCAUCCAAUCCGUCCCUCUGGCAGGACAUCCCCAUGAUCCGAGGAAGCAGAAUGCUGCUGAACAUGUCCCGAGAUGAUCAGAAACUGCAGGAGGCCAAGUUCGAGUUGAUCCUGUCAGAGGCCUCAUACUUGCGCAGUUUAAAUGUGGCAGUGGAUCACUUCCAGCGCUCAUCAGAACUCCAGGCACUCCUCACCAAGCAGGAGCGCAAGUGGCUUUUCUCCCGCCUGCAGGAAGUGCGUGAUGUCAGUGCCAGUUUCCUCUUCGAGCUGGAGGAGAAGUUUGAGGAGAACAUGUUCAACUUUAACGUGUGUGACGUGGCUCUGAGACAUGCCCCUGCAUUCCGCAAGGUGUAUCUACCAUACGUGACAAAUCAGACCUACCAAGAGCAGAUUUUCCAGAGGCUAAUGCACAGAAAUGCAAAGUUCCAGCAAGUCCUGGAGAAACUGGAAAGUGCCAGUGUGUGCCAGCGCCUCUCCCUCAAAUCCUUCCUCAUUCUCCCCUUCCAACGCAUCACCCGACUCAAACUCCUCCUACAGAAUAUAUUGAAGAGAACCCCGCCCGAGUCGGAUGAAGAAGUGCAGGCCACACAGGCUUAUGAUGCACUGGAGAAGCUCAUAAAGGACUGCAACGAAAAUGUCCAGCGCAUGAAGAGCACUGAGGAGUUGAUCUACCUAAGACAAAAGAUUGAUUUUGAGUGCAAGAUAUUCCCACUGGUCUCGCAGUCUAGGCGGCUGGUGAAGUGUGGUGAGCUGAUGACGUUGGACGACAACACUCUGAGCCCCAAGUGGAAACUCACCACCCGCCACAUCUACCUGCACCUCUUCAAUGACUGCCUGCUCCUGUCCCGGCCCAGGGAGGGUGGGCGCUUUGUCGUGUUUGAUCAUGCUGCAUUUUCAGAUGUACGUGGGGAGAAGUGUGAGAUGAAGCUGCACGGGACAAACAAAAAUCUUUUCCGCCUUUUUCUCCUUAAGAACAACCAAGGGAAAAGCGUGCAAUUCCUCUUUCGUACAGAGACACACAGUGAGAAGCUGCGGUGGAUCUCCGCUCUGGCGCCACCACGAGGAGAACCAGAUCUCUUAGAAAACCCUGACUCACCUCAGGUUCAGUGCAUACGGACAUACAAAGCUCGGGAGAAUGACGAGCUGGAUCUGGAGAAAGCAGAUAUCAUCAUGGUCAUGCAGAACAGCAACGACGGCUGGAUGGAAGGAGUGAAACUCUCAGAUGGAGAGAGAGGCUGGUUUCCCUCAGAGCAUGUGGAAAUAAUCUCCAGCAAACACGCACGCCAGAUGAACCUGAAGGAGGAACAGCGUGUGAAGAAUGCCAAACAGCAGGUCUUCUGCAAGAAAUAGGAUUCUCCACUUCCUGUUGCAAACUGUACAGUCUCUCUGGUAUGGAGAAACCUGACUUAAGAAAUCCUCUCUCUACCACAUUCUGGAAGAAACAACUCUGCAGAAAUAAAAAACGAGCACUUAAUACUGUCAAACAAAGUGCUUCUACUAAAGAAAGCAGGAAUUCAGCCAGGAGUAAAUAUAUUCACUUCUACUGCCUCUGUAGUCAUGGUGAGACCAAGGAAGGAAAAGAAGCUGCAUAUAUUGCUUGCUUUGUAGUAGUAGGGAGGGAAUAUAAGAGAGCAGAGGACUGGGACUCAGGACUUUUGGAAAUCUGUGCCUGAUUUUGCCACUGACAAGAUGUGUGACCCUGGGCAAGUCACUUCAGAACUCUGCCUCAGUUUCCCAAUCUGUAAAACGGGGAUAAUACUUACCUACCUCACGGGAUGUUGUGAGGCUAAAUUCAUUCAUAUUUGUAAAGCGCUUUGAGUUCCUGAGAAGAAAGGCACUAUAGUCAUGUAAAGCACACUGUAGUUAAGGUUGAGAAGAGCUUUUCAUUUCAACCUCUUCUUAGGGUUCUUUAAGUGGUUUUAAUUUCCACAUAUUUUCAUUUAAGAUAAUAUAUAAUGGACCAAAUUUUCUGUUGAUGUAAGUGGGUACAAUUCCAGUAACUUCAAAGGCGUUCCGCACUUUUAUACCAGCUCAGUUUAACCCAGAGUCUCAGCAAAAGAUAAGGUUUAGAUAGUAUGAGAAAAAUCCAUUAGAGUUAGGUAAGCAUGGGGAAAGAAAUUUUUCCCUCUAAAAUGUUUUUCAGACCUUCUUUUGGAAAAUUUUUCAAAAACGAUUAGUGAUUUUUGGGCGCUCAACCUGAGAUACUUUGAAGGAGCCUGAGUUUCAGGAAGUUCUGGUCACCUGCCUUUGGAAAACAGUGUCCCAUAAUCACGAGUCACUUUUGAAACUCUUGACCAAGGUUAUGUUUUACAUGUUGGCAUAUGCUCUGUAUUUAAAUUUAGUUGUUCUUGAAUGGCAGGAAAGUGGAACUGCACUGCGUAUGCCUAAUCUAUUAUAGCAGAUGUGAUGCAACACGCAACAUUUUGCACAAUUAUAAAACAUAAGGAAAUCUAUAAACUAUAGAUAUUUUUAAGCAAAACAUGUAACUGCAGUUUGUUAAGGUUCCAUUUCUGUGCAAAGUCAUCAGGUUUUAAGUGCAGCUUAUGUGCAGAAUCUAUCCACUGGAGAACACUGCUUCAAACUGUAAAAUAUUUUUUCUUCUGUAUUAAACAAAGGAGGAUUUUUGCCUGUAAUUAUGCUAAGACAACAUCAAGGUUGAGAAUUUAAACACAGCAAAGUACGAAAGCAACACAUGUAACCUUCUUGCUUCUAACGUAUUUGAAGAAUUAUUGACCUUUGUAUCUCUGGAUCUUUGUAAUAUCCUUUUGAUUUCCCUGGCAUAGUUUGUUCCAGCCUAUUUAUGCCAGUCAUUUGAACUGGAUUUACAUUUUUUUUAACCUAAUAAACUUAUGCACUUCUCCAGUUAGGAUA
Molecule: messenger RNA, 4715 nt
Organism: Malaclemys terrapin pileata
Lineage: Eukaryota; Metazoa; Chordata; Testudines; Emydidae
Product: rho guanine nucleotide exchange factor 5-like
Exons: 14
Coding region: 813-3194 (793 amino acids)
Biological process (GO): activation of GTPase activity; intracellular signal transduction
Cellular component (GO): nucleus; cytoplasm
Molecular function (GO): protein binding; guanyl-nucleotide exchange factor activity
Source: RefSeq, a predicted model, not a curated record